AUGGACGGGUCCUCUAAGGGCGUCGUGCUUGUGCGUCGCAAGGCGCGGCACCGGGCACGGACUCAGACUCGGCAGGCCCAGGAACGGAAGGCCAGGAUGUCGUCGGAGGUCACGCUUCUAGGUUCCCCUUCAUCCCUCGCCCAGGAGUUUGCAAGGCGCGUCACAACACUGUUGCAAACCCCGGUCCUCAAGGCCCCGCCUCGACGUCGGUCUCGUCGCUUGCCAUCAUCAGCUUCACUUUGUCGCAUCAGCCGUCUCGCGGCCAAAUGCCACUUGCAUGCCGCGAACUCCACCCUCCAAACGCAGAAGGUGCUCUUGUUGAAGUGGGAUCCCGCAACGCCCAAGCAGCAACCGGCUACUCAGGUGUUGAACGCUUUCCGGCAGGCUUUCCAGGAGCCGCUUGACUCGUCCAAGAGGCAAGCACUGCAGAUGCUGUUCAAAGUCGACCUGAAAAAUGUCGACCCGACAAUCGAUGGCCUGCUCGAGGAUGCUUGCUAG
Molecule: messenger RNA, 498 nt
Organism: Miscanthus lutarioriparius
Lineage: Eukaryota; Viridiplantae; Streptophyta; Magnoliopsida; Poales; Poaceae
Source: the annotation of a GenBank genome assembly